AUGCCCUGCGCGCCGUCCUGCACCCCGACGGUCCUGGCCAACCGCGCCGGAGCUUUCUCGUGCGCCGCGCGUCUUGGCUGGCUCCAGUCCACGCGCGGCGGCGGUCUCACCGAGCACGCCGCCUGCACCACGGUUGCGGGCGAGUUUCCGAUCGAGUGUGGCGACUGCGCGCCUUUGAGCCUCGUGGCGCAGCCGCAUGCUGCCAGCAGAGUAGUGCCGCCCGCCGCGCCACCGCCGUCCCCUCCCUGGCACCUGCUCAAACUCCCACGCCCGAGCCCGCCGCCGCCGCCGCUGCCGCCCGGGAUGCCUCCGCCGACAUGGCCGCCGUCACCACUCCCUCCGUCGCCUCCAGUCGCGCCACCGCUCCCUCCGCCGCCGUCCCCCUCGCCGUCACCCCUCUCCCCGCCGCCCACCGCGAAGCCGCCGCACGCGCCGCCGCCGAACGCACCGCCGCCGCCACCCCCGUCUUCCCCGCCGUCGACGCCGCCGCAACCUCCGGCGGCGGCGCCGUCUGAGCCGCCUCCGCCGCAACCGCCGGCGGCGGCGCCGCCUGAGCCGCCGCCGCCGCCGCCGCCGCCGCCGCCGCCGCUGCCGCCACCUCCGCCGUCGCCGCCGCUGCCGCCGCCGCCCCCGCCGCCCCAUACGCCGCCCCCCCCGCCGCCUCAUACGCCACCACCGCCGCCGCCGCCUCCAACGCCGCCGCCACCGACCCGCCCUCCGCCUGGCCUCUGGCAUGACCCGAUCGAGGGCAGCGACGGAUGCUGCAGGACGGAUGCCGUGGGCGUCAGCACGCCUCAUGCGAGCACCUUUACCCGCGCGUGGGCCGCCGGCCUGGAAGAGUGCAAAGGCAGGUGCCUCACACACCUGCAAACAUGCACCGCCAUCGGGUACAACAGAGUGAGCCAGGCUUGCGAGGUGCACACCUCCCCCGCAGUCGCCCACACGGCGGCGGGAACGCCGUGCACGUGUCUGCUCUUCAAGACGGCGCCUCCGCCGCCGGGUGCCCCGCCGCCGCCACCAACUUCGCCGCCAUCGACGCCUCCGCCGCCGCUGCAACCACCAACUUCGCCGCCGGCCGUGAGGCUCAUCCUUGACACCGACAUGGGGUGUGGCGCUUGCCGCGACGUCGACGACGUCGUUGCCUUGUGCGCCCUCCAUGCGCUGGCGGACAACGGCGAGGUGGAGCUGCUCGCAGUUGUGCAGGACAGCGCGCCGCCCGCAGGAGCAGGCGUCAUCUCUGUGGUGAACCACUUCUACGGCCGCGACCACAUACCGAUUGGCGCGUACAAGGGGUCUGGGCUGACGCUGGCGGGAGAGCCUCCGCUCACGUUUGUCGACAGUGUCCUGAAAGCCUUCCCUUCGCCGAUCCGGAACGCCUCACAGGUGCCGGACGCCGUCGACGUGUACCGGCGCGUGCUCGCCGCCUCGCCGCCGCGUUCAGUCACAAUCGCGUCUGUCGGCUACGCUUUGGUGGCCGAAAAGGUGGCUCUCCUCUCAAUCAUGGCGGGAGACUACGCGACGAGCGGGCCUCGCUUCGCCGAGUGCAAUGCGUGCGGCUGUUUCAACGGCGCGGACGCCGUCUCCAGGGCGACCGCCGCAGCCGCGUCCUCUUUCGUCGCAGCAAACGUGCCGCCGUCCGUCCGUACCAUCUACCUCGGGUGGCGCGUCGGGGACGUGGUGCGGACUGGCGCGGUGAUGGAGCUGCACGCCCUGAUGGACUUUCGCGACCGGGCGGGCUGGGGGUGGGGCCCGGGAGGCCGCUCCAGCUACGACCCGCUAGCCGCCCUCCUAGCGGUGCGCGGAGUCAGCCGCGAGGGCGUGGGCUUGAGCGAGUGCACGCAGUGCGACGGCGUCAACUCGAUCGACCCAAAGAGCGGCAAGAAUGAGUGGUUGCCGGGGCGGCGAAGCAACCAGAGCUAUGUCGAGCUCACGGACCGGAUGAGAGCGCAAGAAGCGAUUGAUGCGCUCCUCUGCCAGCCACGGCCGCCGCCGCCGCCGCCGCCGCCGCCGCCGCCGCCGCCGCCGCCGUUGCCGCCGCUGCCGCCGCCGCCGCCCCAUACGCCACCGCCGCCGCAGAGCGGCGGCGAGAGCGUGCUCGUGCGUCCGGGUCACCUCUCCGAGGUGGCGGCUGCUCCUCCAGUGCCGCCCGUGCCGCCUGCGCACGUCGCCAAGGGCGACACGCCGUCGGAGAGUGCGACGCCCUCGUGGGAGGGCCUCCUCGCCCGCGCAUCCCGCAUGGCGCAGUCGGUUGGCCAGUCCCUCGCGGAGGCCCUUGAGCUCGACGCGGCAAGCGGCGUGCAGCGGCGGCUGCUAGGGAGCGUCGAGCUCUCAGCCCUGCUCGGAGCCGUCGCCGCCUGCUGCUGCGUCGCCUGCCGGCGGCGGCGGCGAGAGAGGCGGUUCGAUCAGCUCGCCGACGAGCCUGACCAGCCGGACCACCAGGAGCUGCACGGCGAGGGGAGGUCCGAGGCCUUUGGCACCGAGCGCAGGAAGAAGCAGGUGCCGCAGCGGGGAGACCGCGUCAAGCACGGCAGGCGCGGCGAGGGCACGGUGGCCGAGCUGCUGCCCGACGGCCGCUCGCGCAUCGUCUUCGACGAGGAGGAGGAGCACGGCGAGCACCGCUACAUCGGGCAGCUGGAGGGGGCAGCGCCGCUCGACUCGCCGCAGCGGCGGCAGGCGACGCGGUCGCACGUCGAAGAGGCGGCACGGCGAGCGAAGCUCGAGGCGAGCGCCGCGGCCGGCAGGCGCGCGCUGAAGGAGCUGCAAAAGGAGCAGGCACGGCAAAAGGAAGCGCAGCAGGAGGCGCAGACCCGCCAGCUGCUGCGGGCGCAGGAGCUCGGCCAGACGCAGCCCAGCCUUGCCCGGAGCCCCAGCCCGCUCCGCCUCACCCUGGAGCCCAAAGCGGAGCCGCACACGCUGCGGCUCAAAAUGCCGUGCGACUGCGGGAGCUGCAUCGUCAAGGCACAGAUGAAGGCGGGCGCCUCCUGCCUGGUGCUGGUCUGGAACGAGGAGAAGCAGAAGUGCUCGCUCCGCCUCAAAGAGCUCGCGGACGCCGCGCCAAGCGAGGGGCCGCCUGCGCCCGCCGCCGGCGUUGCGGCUGCAGAGGCGGACACUCAAGCGGCGGCAAGCACUGCCACUGUCGAGGCGGCGGGCGGCGAGGGCGGCGAGGGCGGCGAGGGCGGCGAGGGCGGCGAGCGAGGCGAGCGAGGCGAGGGCGGCGCGGGCAGCGCGGGCGGCGCGGGCGACGCGGGCGGCGGCGAGGGCGGAGAGGGCGGAGAGGGCGGAGAGGGCGGAGAGGGCGGAGAGGGCGGUGGGGGCGGCGAGGGCGGCGAGGAGGGUGGCGGCGACGAGGAGGCCGGCGGUGGCGGAGGCGGCGGCGGCAGCGGUGGCGGUGGCGAGGCUGCGCUGCCGGGAAACAGCGCAGCGUGUCCGAUGGAGCUGGACAGCGACGACGAGCCGGAGCCGGCGGCUGCUACGGAGCUUGCGGCCUCUGCGGAGGAGAGCGAGCAGAGCCCGCCCCUGCUGGCGCCCGCGGCGGCGGCGGCAGGAGCAGAAGAGCCGGCGCCGCUGGAGGAGGGAGCGGCGGCGGAUGCGGCAGCGGAGGCGCCCGUGGCGGUCGCGGAAGGCUUGCGUCUGCAUUUGUUUAGCAGCAGCACGGGAUACAAGGGCGUGUACUCGCGAGACGGCCGCUUCUACGCGCAGCACAGUGUGGGCGGAAGAAAUGUCCCACUAGGCCGCUUCGACACGGCGGUGGAGGCGGCGGUGGCGUACGCGCGAGCGGUCGGGGAGUACCAGCCUCCGCCUCCCCCGACCGUGGCGGCAGAGGCGGAGGGGCUGCGGCUGCACCUCUCCAGCAGCAACGUGACCGGCUACAAGGGGGUGUCUAUAUCUACGCAUCACAGUGGCGGCUUCCGGGCGGAGCACUAUGUGCGCCGAAGGCCAGUCCACGUCGGACGCUUCGACACGGCGGUGGAGGCGGCGGUGGCGUACGCGCGCGCGGUCGGGGAGGCGCCGGAAGCGGGCUCGGCGGUGGCAGCAGCAGCAGGGCAAGCGUCAGCAGCAUCGCUGGGCGAGACGGCAGAAGGCGCAGCCGCUGCCGAGCCGGUGGAGGCGGAGGCGGCGGGCGCGGCGGCGGCGGCAGGGGCAGAGCAGCCGGCGCCGCUGGAGGAGGGAGCGGCGGCGGAUGCGGCAGAGGAGGCGCCCCUGGCGGAGGAGGCGGAGGGCUUGCGUCUGCAUUUGUCCAGCAGCAGCAAUGCUGGCUACAAGGGGGUGCGCAAGGACUUGCGACACGGCCGCGUCUACUUCUACGCGCAGCACAGUGUGGGCGGAAGAAAUGUCACGCUAGGCCGCUUCGAUACAGCGGUGGAGGCGGCGGUGGCGUACGCGCGGGCGGUCGGCGAGUACCAGCCUCCGGCUCAUCCUCCCCCGACGGUGGCGGCGGAGGCGGAGGGUCUGCAUCUGCACCUCUCGAGCAGCAACGCCACCGGUUACAAGGGCGUGUUCAAGCAGCCCUCUGGCCGCUUCCUGGCGCAGCGCACUGUGGACGGAGGGAGGGUCUGGCUCGGCACCUUCGACACGGCGGUGGAGGCGGCGGUGGCGUAUGCGCGGGUGGUCGGCGAGGCGCCGGAAGCGGGCUCGGCGGUGGCGGCAGCAGCAGGGCAGGCGUCGGCGGCACCGCCACCGUUGGGCGAGGCGGCAGAAGGCGCAGCCGCUGCCGAGCCGGUGGUGGAGGAGGCGGCGGGCGCGGCGGCGGCGGCAGGGGCAGAAGAGCCGGCGCCGCUGGAGGAGGGAGCGGCGGCGGCGGCGGCGGCAGCGGAGGCGCCUGUGGCGGAGGUAGCGGAGGGGCGUCGGCUGCACCUCUCGAGCAGCAGCGCUACCGGGUACAAGCACGUGUACUCGCGAGACGGCCGCUUCCAGGCGCGGCGCCGGAUGGGCGGCAGGCAGGUCUCGCUCGGCUACUUCGACACGGCGGUGGAGGCGGCGGUGGCGUACGCGCGAGCAGUCGGCGAGUACCAACCUCCGGCUCAACCUCCUCCGCCUCCUCCGACGGUGGCGACAGAGUUUGAGGGGCUGCGGUUGCACCUCUCCGGCAGCCACGCCACCGGCUACAAGGGGGUGUCUAAGCAUCACGGUGGCCGCUUCCGGGUGCAGCACAGGGUGGACGGAAGAAAGAUCCAAGUCGGCGGCCUCUUCGACACUGCGGUGGAGGCGGCGGUGGCGUACGCGCGGGCGGUCGGGCAGGCACCGGACCGCUCCUCCUCUUCCGCCGCCGGUGGCAGCGGCGCCCGGCCCCGCCCAGCAAAGCGCCCGCUCGAGCCGACCGACGCGCCGCUGCCGAAGCGGCGCUCUAGCCGCGCCGCCGCCGCCGCCCCCUCGGCUGCCUCCUCCUCCUCCACCCCUCCCGCCGCUUCCUCCUCCUCUUGCUCCUCCUCCACCGCACCCACCGCACCCACCGCACCCACCGCACUGGCCGCGCCCGCCACCGCCGCCCGCCCCGCCGCCUCCGCCUCCACCUCCACUGCCGCCGCCGCCGCCCCCACCUCCACCGCCGCCCCUGCCGGCCCCUCGCCGCUCUCGAGCCGCCUGUUCACGACCACACCGGACGGGCGCACCGUGCUGAGGGAGACGCCCCCUCCGCCCACGGGCGGCAUGGCGGCCGUCGCCGCGGCGCUGGCGCAGGUCAACCUGCAGGCCUACGCCGCCGCCUUUGACGCCGAGGGCUACGACGACAUCUCGUUCUUGCGCGGACUGGACGCCGCCGAGCGGGCGGACGUGGCCAAGGAGACGGGGAUGAAGCCCGGGCACGCGGGAAGGUUUGUCAAGUUCGGCUUCGAGCCGCCCUGA
Emiliania huxleyi CCMP1516 is the source of this 5841-nucleotide messenger RNA. RefSeq lists its product as hypothetical. Gene Ontology annotation, biological process: regulation of DNA-templated transcription. Gene Ontology annotation, molecular function: DNA-binding transcription factor activity; hydrolase activity, hydrolyzing N-glycosyl compounds; DNA binding. The record is from RefSeq and is a predicted model, not a curated record. Bases 1 to 5841 code for a protein of 1946 amino acids. NCBI's taxonomy places the organism in Eukaryota, Haptophyta, Isochrysidales, Noelaerhabdaceae. The transcript is spliced from 5 exons.